Messenger RNA from Acanthoscelides obtectus, 4821 nucleotides. Lineage: Eukaryota; Metazoa; Arthropoda; Insecta; Coleoptera; Chrysomelidae. The record is from the annotation of a GenBank genome assembly.
UUCUGCUCAUGGGUCGCGGGUAGUUCGCAGCGUCGCGCGCGUGAGUCUGGAGAGGGCAUUAUUUAAAACAUGACAGAAUCGCAAUACGUCACUGUCAGUCGUGUCCGUAUGUCAACAAAAUUGUGCCUUUGUGGAAAAAUUGUCGUAUUUGAUUUUCUUGUUUGCCUUUUACAUAUGCUGCUGUUCUAAAAAUGAACGAGAUGUACAGUUUCCUCAUUUCUUAAGCAAACAGUAUUUAUUAUCUUUCCCAAUUCUUCAUCGUUAUCACAGUGCAGCAUUCUAAAACGAUAAAUUCUGUGUUAGAGUUGACUUGUUGAUUGUAGUAGCAGCUUUAGGUGGUUAAAAAUGGUUAAAAUAUACUGCAUCAGUAUCUUGCAUAAAGGACCAACAAAUGCAACUUGGUUGAAGUCCGCAUUCGACUUGCAAAGCUUCAGUUUUUUCCAGCGCAGUUCAGUUCAAGAGUUUAUGUCAUUUUUCUGCAAAACUAUUGUGGAACGGACUAUACCUGCUUCACGGCAGUCUGUUAAAGAAGGCGAAUAUCUAUGCCAUGUGUAUGUGCGAGCAGACAAUUUAGCUGGUGUCGUUAUAACAGAUCAUGAAUAUCCUGCAAGAGUAUCCCACACACUUGUAACAAAAAUUUUAGAUGAAUUUGCACAACAAAUACCUGCAUCUAGUUGGUCAAAUCUCCAAGAGAAAGAUGUUCAUUUUCCACAAUUAAACACAUUUUUAGCCAAAUACCAGAAUCCUCGUGAGGCUGAUGCUUUAACAAAGAUUCAAGAGGACCUCGAUGAGACAAAAAUUAUACUGCAUAAUACCAUACAGGCUGUACUAGAAAGAGGAGAAAAGCUGGAUGAUUUGGUGUCAAAAUCAGAGGGACUUAGUAUGCAGUCUAAAGCUUUUUAUAAAACUGCCAGGAAAACAAAUAGUUGUUGUAAUUUUUAAGUUAUAAUUGAUAAAACAUUCCUUUGAUUCAUCACAUUGACAAAGGUGUGUAUUAUCAGAGUGGAUGGAAUAAUUUGUGAAGGAAAGUAUGGCACCAAUUAUCCAAAUGUUGGGAGCAGUCCAAUUCUGCUCAAAGUGAUAUACAGUGUACUCCAUCUAUAACGUACAUGGGAUGUAACGUACUUCCAGUUAUUACGUACUUAUUUCAUUGCACCCGCCCAAAUAGUCUUGUAAUUUUACUGGAUAUAGCAUACCUGAUUAAAAUUUAAACUCUGGCUGUAACGUUCAAUAUUUUUACCCCCUUAGUAGUCAUAUUCUGGUUAUAACGUACAAACGUACGUUAUGAACAGAGUAAUCGCUGUCUCGCGUUGGCGGGAAUGCCGCCGGCGCGGCACCGGGGAUUUCCAGUUAUCGACUCUGGGAAAUUUUAUAGUGCGGAAUGAAAUGUCAGGUAGUUUUAGAUUGGACGUUGCAUUUAACUGUGCGAAUUUUCAGUACAUAUUUAUUGUUUAGUUAAAUUGACAGAUACGCGCAAAGCUAUGAGUUUGAAAGAAAAGAUCAUUAAAAGUAUCGAGAGUGGCAUCGGCAAAUCGUAAAUUGCGAGAAGGAAAAAUAUGGCAAAAACAACAGUUCCUACAAUUUGGUGCAAUCGUGAAAAAAUCAAGCAAGCAAGUGAAUAUAAUACGCAGAGAAUUAAGAAAACUACAAAUCCCGUAUGUCCAGAUGUGGAUCAAGCUCUUAUACGAUGGUUUGAGGUGCGAAGAACCGAAAAUAUUCCUAUAAGUGGUUUGAUUUUAAAAGCAAAUGCGAUUUUAGGUGCAUUACGGGUUAGUUCGAGCGAUUCAAAGUUCGUCACAACAUAAAUGUCGGCAAAGUAUCUGGUGAAGCAGGAGAUGUUAACAAGGAAGCUGUGGUGAACUGGUUAAAAGGAUAAAUGGCCAGGCAUUGCACAAAAUUACAGCUGUGAGGAUAUUUUUAAUGCGGACGAAACCGGACUAUUCAACAAGAUGACUCCAGACCGAACACUGAGAUUUACAGGAGAAAAGUGUCUGGGAGGCAAACAAUCAGAGCAGAGAUACACCGUUUCGGUUUGCGCAAAUAUGACAGGUAGUGAAAAAUAAACUUCUUGUUAUUAUUGGUAAAUACGAACGACCGAGCUGCAUGAAAAAUAAACUUGCCUGUCAUUUGAAAAUCGAACAGACGCGCUUGGAUGAUUUCAGACAUUUUUAUUAAUUAUUUGAAGGAGUGGGAUGAAAAACUAAGACGUUAAAAAAGAAAAAGAUUGCUUCUAGUUGACAAUUGUGCAGCUCAUCCUAAGAAUGUAGAUCUCUCAAAUAUCAUCGUCGUACAACCGAUGGAUCGAAGCAAAUGCCUUAAAACAUAUUAUCGUAUAUAUUUUAUGUAUCGCCUAAUCCGAGCAUUGGAUAAUGAGGAAACUUUCAACAUAACAUUUUUAGACUCUAUAAAAUUAAUUGCACAAUCAUGGAAGGAUAAGUUUCGAAAAACACUAUUGAAAACUGCUUUCAUCAUGUUGGUCUAGUGAAAUCGAUCGACGAGUUUGAUUCAGAUGAUGACUUGCCUCUGAAUCAGAGGUCUGGGAAAUACAAAGGUGUUCAUGAUGAUGAUUGGAAGGUCCCUCUAAGUGAUUGAUUGCGAAGUCACUGCCCAGACGUAACUACUGUGGAAAAAUAUCUUCCUGAACUAGAUAAUUUUACGACCAUCGACGAUAAUUCGGCAGCAACAGACCUUAACAGAUUGUGACAUUAUUGGUGAAGUUAUAGAGCCAAACUAUUCAACGAAUGAUUUAAGUUCCGAUAACGAAAGUGGCGAUGAUGAUGGACAAGUGAACGAACCAAUUCCAAGUUAUUCUGAAGCACUUUGUGCAAUUAAAACUUACAGAUUUCGUACAAUUUACUGAUUACGGAUCUGAUGAUACAAUUUUACAAGCCUCGUUAAAAGUUGAGAAGCACAUUGAGAAUAUAAAGUGUGUAAAAAUAUCAACAAACAAAGUAACAAGUUAUUUUUUCGAGAAAUGAUAACGGAAUGGUAAUUACAUAUGUAAUUGUACAUAUUGAAUUUGAUUAUGUCCUAUUUCAAUGUUAUUUAUACCUAGAAUGUAUUCUUAUUUAGUUUAGCCCUUUAAUUGAACCAAAUAAAAAUUUACAUAUUUAUUUUUAUGUUUUUCCUUCAUAGCGUACCUCCGGUUAAAGUACUCAUUUUUUUGGCCCUAGCCCUAGAGGGUUUGUUAUAACUGGAGUUCACUGUAUAUCCAAGGAACUGCUCAACCAAAAACAUUUCUAGAUGGCAUUGGUGAGAAAAACUUAAUUAUGUAGUUUAAAAGGCAAUUUUACUUUUGCAUAAACUUAUUCAAAACAUAUGCCUUCCCCUCUGAUUGUCACACCGUCAACUUACAAUGAGAUUAUAUUUAUUAUUAUUGACCAUUUGCUGUUCAUAAUAAUGGCAAUUUGAAUGUUUGUGGAAACAUCAGUUUAUAUAUGUGGUGUAUGGUGUACCAUAAGCUAAAUGUGAAAAUUGUAUUCAACUAUAUUCUGCAGAAAUAUUACCCCAAAUAAAUGAUCUAUGUGAAAUAUAUUGAGUCAAAAUACAUUGUGAAUAUGAGAUUGGAAUUCCAAGCCGCUUAUAGAUAACUAAGUUGAAAAUGCAAAGAGAUUCCUAGUGUUAUUUUUCAGCUCAGCAAAAGGUAACUGGUUUUUAAGGUUGGAGUAAUUUCACUGCAAAACUCUUUGUGGACAAUAACCUCCUCUGUCAUUGCUAGUUAAAGCAUAAAUUAAUAUUAGUGAAAUAUUUGGGUCUGUGUCGCUGUUUACUUGGAUGUUAAUAAAAAGGAUAGUUAAAUGUCACUGUACUAUUCCAUAUAAUUAUUUGACUUUAUUGCUGACAGUUGACAGAAGAAAAGAUGUUUUAUAGGACACUUUUGCUCUAAAGGUGUGCUUAGUUACAUAUUUAUGUGUCCUACAAUUGUUUAAGGUAUUCCACCGGGAAUGCAUUAAUCAAUGGUCCUAGUGAGCACUUUAGCUUGUAGGACUUACAAUGAGAAUAUACAAUAUAUUUAUAUGUACCAAAAUGUAUGAAUGUAUAUUGUUUAUUUUUAUGUAUAUUAUAAAAUGUUAUUACUGAUCAAUGUUUAUUUUUUAUAAUUCAUUGUCAUCUGAAUAAUAAUUUGGCAUGUUAUAUACCUACAUAAAGCACUACAAGAAAGUCCGCAUUUAAUUAAGUGCUGGGCAUUUACCCAGACCAAUAAACAUUCAAAAAUAAGGACAACAUUUGAGACUUGAUUUUCAGAACACACAACAGGACCCCAUUUUGACUUUUAUGUUCAAGUAUAGCUCUUUUUUAUUUAGCACCCUCAAGAAGUGUUUUAGAUUUUGUAUUGGAAUUUAAGUUUCUCAACUGUUUUAAAAAUUUGAAUAAGACACAAGUUUUUAAUAGCUGAAAUAGUUUGUUUAUACCCAUUUUGUGUUAAAAAACCUAUUUAGAAUGUGUACACUGAAUGAUGAAAUGGUUUGCUAGCAAAGGAAUCAGCCAAUGGGAUUUUGUUUUUAUCAUGCAUGCCGGCAGAACGUGAUCGUACAUUCAUGCCAAACUUCAGAGGAAAUAAAGUUUAUUUUCCUUAUUAACGGGAUUCCCUCCCUAGCAAAAGUUGGCUCAUAGUCUAAGAACAGGACGCGGAAAUACAUUUUGGUGCGAAACUUUGCAUUUGAACUUGAGGGCACUACAUUCGUACAAAAGUCGAUACGAGAGGGUACCCAAAAAAAACCGGAAUUAUUUUUUUAAAGCUAUUUAUUUUCAACUUUUUCACAAAGUAACCUUAUCUCCUUCAAAAUACUGUCCACUACAACUAAUACACUUGUAUAUGCA